GCCAUUUUGCUGCUGAGCGCCAAGAGAGAAAGAGCACAUAUUUCUCCGUGGGACACUCCUUGUAUUGGUGGGUGAGAAAUGGGCGACUGGAGUUUCCUGGGGAACAUCUUGGAGGAGGUGAAUGAGCACUCCACCGUCAUCGGCAGAGUCUGGCUCACCGUGCUUUUCAUCUUCCGGAUCCUCAUCCUUGGCACGGCCGCAGAGUUCGUGUGGGGGGAUGAGCAAUCCGACUUCGUGUGCAACACCCAGCAGCCUGGCUGCGAGAACGUCUGCUACGACGAGGCCUUUCCCAUCUCCCACAUUCGCCUCUGGGUGCUGCAGAUCAUCUUCGUCUCCACCCCGUCCCUGAUGUACGUGGGGCACGCGGUGCACUACGUCCGCAUGGAGGAGAAGCGCAAAAGCCGCGAGGCGGAGGAGCUGGGCCAGCAGGCGGGGACUAACGGCGGCCCGGACCAGGGCAGCGUCAAGAAGAGCAGCGGCAGCAAAGGCACUAAGAAGUUCCGGCUGGAGGGGAUCCUGCUGAGGACCUACAUCUGCCACAUCAUCUUCAAGACCCUCUUUGAAGUGGGCUUCAUCGUGGGCCACUACUUCCUGUACGGGUUCCGGAUCCUGCCUCUGUACCGCUGCAGCCGGUGGCCCUGCCCCAAUGUGGUGGACUGCUUCGUGUCCCGGCCCACGGAGAAAACCAUCUUCAUCCUGUUCAUGUUGUCUGUGGCCUCUGUGUCCCUAUUCCUCAACGUGAUGGAGUUGGGCCACCUGGGCCUGAAGGGGAUCCGGUCUGCCUUGAAGAGGCCUGUAGAGCAGCCCCUGGGGGAGAUUCCUGAGAAAUCCCUCCACUCCAUUGCUGUCUCCUCCAUCCAGAAAGCCAAGGGCUAUCAGCUCCUAGAAGAAGAGAAAAUCGUUUCCCACUAUUUCCCCUUGACCGAGGUUGGGAUGGUGGAGACCAGCCCACUGCCUGCCAAGCCUUUCAAUCAGUUGGAGGAGAAGAUCAGCACAGGACCCCUGGGAGACUUGUCCCGGGGCUACCAAGAGACACUGCCUUCCUACGCUCAGGUGGGGGCACAAGAAGUGGAGGGUGAGGGGCCGCCUGCAGAGGAGGGAGCCGAACCCGAGGUGGGAGAGAAGAAGGAGGAAGCAGAGAGGCUGACCACGGAGGAGCAGGAGAAGGUGGCCGUGCCAGAGGGGGAGAAAGUAGAGACCCCCGGAGUGGAUAAGGAGGGUGAAAAAGAAGAGCUGCAGUCGGAGAAGGUGUCAAAGCAAGGGCUGCCAGCUGAGAAGACACCUUCACUCUGUCCAGAGCUGACAACAGAUGAUGCCAGACCCCUGAGCAGGCUAAGCAAAGCCAGCAGCCGAGCCAGGUCAGACGAUCUAACCGUAUGAAGUGACGCCAAAGAAAAAAAAACAACGCCCAAGCUUACACAGGGCAAGAUGAAAGGAAAAGGUGCCAACAUGAUCUGAAUCUUCUGUCUCCUGUCCUCCCACCAGCCUCUGGUUGGACAGGCACUGCAGCAGGGCAGUGCACUCCAGGCAACUCUAGGAAACAGUCUUUCCCACAUCCAGCAUAAGGGCUACCAAGAUAAACCCAUCAACCCACUAAAGUUCCCCAGUCUCAUAGGACUACCCCGCUCCUCCAACCCCAGCAGCUAUGGGUGACUCUUCUUUCAUCCCCAUUUCUCCAUAGAAACCCUUAAAUCGGAAUUGGGGUUGCCUCAUAGCCUUUUACCCAUCUUGUCUCAAGCUCACUAAGCCAGAAUCUAUCAUCCCAGCAUUUCUGAAGCAGAUACCAUGUGACCAUAUUUCAGGGAUCCAGACUCAAAAGCCUACAGAAUACAGAGAGGUGACAUAAGUUGCAAGACAGGCCUGUUCUAAUGCAAGGGAGAGAAUGGGGCUGUGAAAGUUGGAAAGCAGGGGCAGCUGCUGCUCACUUCCAGACAAUGAGUACCAUGAAGUGUUACCUGGUCUUUCUGAUUUUUCAAGGGAAGCCAGAAAUCCAACCUUUUUUUUAGACAGGCUCUCUCUUGCCCAGGCUGGGGUGCAGUGGCACAAUCUCAGCUCACUGCAGCCUCAACCUCCCAGGCUCAAGUGAUCCUCUCACCUUAGCCUCCCAAGUAGCUGGGACUAUAGGCGCACACCACCACACCUGGCUAAUUUUUGUAUUUUUUGUAGAGAUGGGGUUUCACCAUGUUGCCUAGGCUGAUCUCAAACUCCUGGGUUCAAGUGAUCCACCCACCUCAGCCUCCUAUAACGCUGGGAUUACAGGUGUAUGCCACCAUGCCUGGCCCAUGAAAUCUAAAUUUUAAUUGAAAUUUUCAAAAUUGUUAAUGUUGGCAACUAAAUUUUAAAUACAACAUGUGGACCAAAUGAAAUAUGUGCAAGCCACAUUUAACCUGUGAGGCACCAAUUUGCAAUAUCAGCUUAUGCUAAUUAGCCCAGCUUUCCUAUGGAAUUGGUCUUAUUAUUUAUGGUCUCAACUUGUUUCUGUGGCUCCUAAACCUUAUUUCACUACUUUGGAGUGUUUUGUUUAAAUCAUCAGUCCAGGAGAUAUCUAAAGUUCUCACUGACCGUUCUUUUGGCUCAUUGUAGCCCCUGGGUUCUGAAGCAAUGAUAUGCUUUGUAUUGGUGGGAAUUCUGCCCUGGGUACCAUCAGAGAAAGAGAGCAAGUUGCCAAAACUCUCUCUGUGAAAUCAAAAGGCUUUGAGGCCUGGUUGUAGUUUGUUUUUCCUGAAGCAAAGAAGAUCCUUUCUUUAUUCCCCUCUUGCAGCAUCAGUGCUCAGCCUAAAAUCUAUACCUUUUUUCACUAGUGACUAGAAGCAAGCCCAGUUUCGAGCUGGAGGACAUCUGCUCACAGGCAUGUCCUGGGAAGAGGCAGCUCUCAGACAUGAUCAAAGGGCCAUCAGGGUGGCACCGGAGGGAGCCUCUCACAAAGUGGGUGCUCACACAGCCAGGAUCCCAAAGUGGAGUCUCAGGCCAAGCUUCAUCCCUGAAAAGGACACAGAGGCUAAAGGGAACAAGAAGAAUCUUGAAGGGCUCCUGUCCUCAUAUUCCCACAACUCACCCUCCUCAAACACAGAGUCUAUUCAGGGGAAAUCCUCAUGUACACGUACAUAUUUCAUACCAGGAGCAAUUUUACCCUCAGCCAAUUGAUUUCCAGAGCAAGGAGAGAAAACUAAGAUGGUUCACCUAAAGCAACACUAUGCUUCAUGGACUGCAGUGCCAAAGAUAGGGUAGGAGGUAUAGAAACCAAGUUGACAUAGCAGGGACCUGGACAGGAGACCAGCAAGGGGCCCAAAAGGGAUACUUAGAAAAACUGCGUUUGUUGUAUCUUCCCAACCCCGAUCAGCAUCAUCUCAAAGUAUAUCAAUCCCCUUUGCUGCCCUCUGGUUACCACCUUCCUUUUAAGAUAUUCAUUCAAGAUACACCUUUCCAAAGCAGGCCUUUUCCAAAACUAUUCCUCCCCCUUGACAAAAUUUCCAUUCCUUGGUGACCCAUUCUAAAGCAAAGUAGUCUAAAAAUUAAAUUCAUUCUAAGGUUUGAUUGUUCGGUAACUACUCCUGGGGAAAAAACUGCAUUUAAAAGAGAAAGACUAAAAUAUAUUUUUACCUAGGUAACCCAAAGUGACAAACCUUCAGUGGAGGGAUGUUGAAUAGAAGAGGUAUGUUUAUCUUGGAGGCACGUGAUUUUCUGGCUACUGCUUAAUCUUACCCCUAGCAAGCAACAUUAUUCUACACAGACUUUCUCCUAUAUGGUGAGAGAAUUAACACAAUCCGAGGCCUGAGAACCAGAGAGUGCAUCCUUGACCCUAAUGGCUGCACUAUUGCUCCCAUAGUUUUGUUCCUGAAGAUGCAUUUUAGGAAGAGCCUUAUGAAUAGUUUGAUCAUUACCAGAAUAAAGUGUCUAUCUCAACUAGAGCCUAAUACAAAAAAGAAAAAGAAAAACGAUAUCCUGUUCUAAAUAAAACUGCUGUUUGGUACCAGUUGUAGAAAUGAGGGCUACUGGUCUCCUUAUCUCAGGUGGGACAUAAGUGUGUGAUAGAGCGUCUUUCCUCAGAUGAGGCAGCAUCCUGCUUCAAUGAACGUAUCCACACUGUCCCCACAUUUUCCCUCUUAGUCUUCUCAAUAAAAGGAGAAGCCUAUUCAGGAAGAAACAGACACAGGCAUCAAGAGGCUGCAUUUUUUUUCUAUUUCUGCCAUUUAGUAGCUGUAUCAUUAUUGUGCCUUGAGCUCUCUUUACUUCAGUUUUCUGUCUACAAACUAAAGCUGGCAUUUGCCACCUACCUACAUCCAGGGGUGUCCUAAAGAUUGAGUUGGCUGCCAAGCAUGAGGCCUGCUGAGUGGUACCAUUCCCUGAGAGAUUCCUCCAACAGCAGUAAGACUGGGAAGAAGGGCAGGUGGAUGGUUUCCAUCUGUCCCUCCAACCUGCCUCGUAGUUACCUGGUGAGUUUUUCAAUGUGAAAUAGACACUCCAGAGAUCACUUUUCUCAGAAGAGAUUCAAAACAGAAUCUUAACCCCAUAUGUUUAGUAGGAACCUGAGGCUCAUUGACCUUAAUAAAUGACUGGAGACAGAUUGCCAAUUACUUUCAUCCUCUGAGAAAGAGGUCCCAUCUUAAGCGGCCACACAAACACAGCCAGUUUCCAUUUAGAAGCAGCUGCAUGUCUGUGGUGGUCUUUACUCUAGGCAGCUACACCACUCAGCAUCUGUUUUGAGGCAAAUAAUUAUGACUGAGUCAGGAUUAUAAUCCCCCUGGGCUUCAUUAUGUCCAGAUUUCAUUUCUACUCCUAGUCGGUCCCUUGUUAGAUAAAAACCCUAGGGCACAUGAACCUACCAAUAAAAAGAUGCAUUAGACAGCGGGACAUCAGUAGUACAGCUCCCUCCAGAGGAAAAGGACUAAUCACUUGAUAGCAGUUCUAACACCACCAUCAGGGGAUAUCUGUGACCAAGGAUAGAUGUACUCAAAGUUCAGUGAGAAAGUUUUGAGCCUGGCUGUGUAAACCCUGGCCUAGUGUUUUGGGCAUUAUUUAAAAAAAAAAAAAAAAGAAAGAAAAGAAAGAAAAAAGCCUGUCUGCUUUUCACCAUGUCUUUGUCCCCUGCCACACAGGGAAGCAUCAAGUACAGCACUGGACAGAUAUUCCUGAAGGUCUUUGUGACCUGGGGACCCACAAAGAACACUGACAUUCAAGUCAGGGGUGUUGAUUGCCCCUCCUGACUCUGGGUAUUCCAAGAUGCCACUUACCUGCUCUAUGAGACAAUUUUCUCUAUGUUAGUUGAGGAUGAUAAGUUCUGCCCCUCCUUCACAAGAUGUUAUAGGUCUUUUUUAAAGCUCACUAAUUUGGAAAUAAAUGGAAAAGAAAGAAGCCAUCAUCAAAUUUUGUAAGACCAUAUUGUAAAAUGUAUACUGAAGCAGUGACAGUCAUCACUUUCAAAUACUGCAUAGAUUGUUAACUAAGAUACUGAUAAAAAGUGAGCCAAUAACUAAAGUAAGGGAAAUACAUUUGGAGGGGCAGCAGGUAGUCUUGAAUUCCUAAGAAUUAUGGUACAAAAAAAAGAAUGUCUUUAAUCACGCAAGAAUUGGUUGCCGAAAGAGGUGCUAAAGGUACUCGGCUUAGUAGAGUUCACAUAUGGAGAAGCGUCAACCCCUGAGAUAAUCUCUGACUCAUGGCAGAAGGGGCUCCAUGGAUACGGAAAGAGCUGCAUGCAGGAACUCUUCAGUCCAGGCCAUGUGGAAGGCCUAGGACAAGACUGGUACAAACCACUGCUCCUCUCCAGUUCCCGAGAAGGGUCAUUAGGCAUGCUCUAAGUAAGAAUGAGAACACCACCCCAACUGCAUGUCCCAUUCCAUUCCCCCAGCCUCCUCUUCUCUCCUUUCCCUGACCAUUAUUUACCCUCUAUGCAUACUGUGUGCAAAUGAUUGCCCAACCCAGCUUAGCAAAGUUUAGAUGAGAAAGGUUUGCCUGGUUGGAAGAAAAACUCUUCUGAGUGUAAAUACAAUCUGUAAAACUAGUAAGUGUGUACCUAGAAGUGAUAGUGAAAUAGGCAAGGAGACUUUCCCCUUUUGCAAUUAUUGUAUUAUAACUAAAUAUGUACUUGGGGAAGGGAGGAGAAAAAGGAAAAAAAAUUCUCGGUUCAGCAGUUGGGUAAGAGGAAAGAAAAACUUUUAUGAAAGACAGUUCACUCUCCACUGCCCUAGACAUUGCAGCUCCCAGAGCCAGGAAAAAGUGGUAUUCAGCUCUAGGAACCGAAUACCACAUAAAAAAGUAGCCACCAACUUGCAGUGGGACAUCCCAUAGCCUCCAACGCCACUGCUUUCUGGAAGUUCUACAGAGCAGACAAAGAAGAUUCUAAAAGAAUUCAUAAGGUUGUCUGAAGGGAAAAGUAGAUGACCCCAUGGCCUUUUUCUGCAAUUUUUUCAUCUAUAAAACAAAGUGGUAAAGACUCAGUUUGUUAUGAAGCACAUUCAUAACAAACUUCCCGGGGAAGUCUCUGGCAAAAGAGAGACACGUUAUUGGGAUGGUGGUCCUGUAUUCUCCAACCUUCCACAUCCUUGUGCCAGAGCUAAUAGUCGUGUGUUAGACUGUUACAAAGCAAAUAAAAUUAACUUGACUUUUCA
Molecule: messenger RNA, 6605 nt
Organism: Gorilla gorilla gorilla (western lowland gorilla)
Lineage: Eukaryota; Metazoa; Chordata; Mammalia; Primates; Hominidae
Gene: GJA8
Product: gap junction protein alpha 8
Exons: 2
Coding region: 79-1380 (433 amino acids)
Biological process (GO): gap junction-mediated intercellular transport; cell-cell signaling
Cellular component (GO): connexin complex
Molecular function (GO): gap junction channel activity
Source: RefSeq, a predicted model, not a curated record